Acipenser ruthenus (sterlet) is the source of this 5253-nucleotide messenger RNA. Its product is annotated as 26S proteasome non-ATPase regulatory subunit 11. Bases 64 to 1332 code for a protein of 422 amino acids. Gene Ontology annotation, biological process: ubiquitin-dependent protein catabolic process. Gene Ontology annotation, molecular function: structural molecule activity; protein binding. The record is from RefSeq and is a predicted model, not a curated record. Lineage: Eukaryota; Metazoa; Chordata; Actinopteri; Acipenseriformes; Acipenseridae. The transcript is spliced from 13 exons. Gene Ontology annotation, cellular component: proteasome regulatory particle, lid subcomplex.
GACGUAUUUCCGGCCGCUGCCGGGUUUGUUGUGUAGUCAGGUACUAGCCAGUGAGUCAGUAAGAUGGCGGCUGCGGCGGUGGUGGAGUUCCAGAGGGCUCAGUCUCUACUCAGCACGGACCGCAACGCGUCCAUCGAUAUUUUACACUCGAUAGUGAAGCGAGAAAUCCAGGAGAAUGAUGAGGAGGCUGUGCGGGUCAAAGAGCAGAGCAUCCUGGAGCUGGGGUCACUCCUGGCCAAGACAGGGCAGGCUGCAGAGCUCGGGGGCCUGUUGAAGUAUGUGCGACCGUUCCUGAACUCGAUCAGCAAGGCCAAGGCAGCCAGGCUGGUUCGCUUGUUACUCGACCUAUUUCUGGACAUGGAGGCAGCCACUGGCCAAGAGGUCCAGCUGUGCCUAGAGUGCAUUGAAUGGGCAAAAGCAGAGAAGAGGACUUUUUUACGUCAAGCUCUAGAGGCUCGGCUGGUUUCACUGUAUUUCGACACGAAGAGGUACCAGGAGGCUCUGCAUCUUGGGUCCCAGUUGCUGCGGGAGCUGAAAAAGAUGGAUGACAAGGCACUGCUGGUGGAGGUGCAGCUGCUGGAGAGUAAGACGUAUCACGGCCUCAGUAAUUUGCCCAAAGCACGGGCUGCCCUCACUUCAGCCAGGACGACUGCCAACGCCAUCUACUGCCCGCCCAAGCUGCAGGCUGCCCUGGACAUGCAGUCAGGGAUCAUCCAUGCAGCGGAGGAGAAGGACUGGAAAACGGCCUACUCCUAUUUCUAUGAGGCGUUUGAGGGGUAUGAUUCAAUUGACAGCCCCCGGGCCAUCACAGCACUCAAGUACAUGCUGCUCUGCAAGAUCAUGCUUAACUCCCCAGAGGAUGUGCAGGCCUUGAUAAGUGGAAAACUAGCUCUGCGGUAUGCAGGACGACAGACCGACGCACUGAAAUGUGUGGCUCAGGCCAGCAAGAAUCGGUCAUUGGCAGACUUUGAGAAGGCCCUGACAGAGUACCGAGGGGAGCUGCGGGACGACCCCAUCAUCAGCACCCACCUGGCCAAACUCUACGACAACCUACUGGAGCAGAACCUCAUCCGGGUCAUCGAGCCCUUCUCCAGAGUGCAGAUUGAACACAUAUCAACUCUUAUUAAACUUCCAAAAGGCGACGUAGAGAGAAAGUUGUCCCAGAUGAUUCUGGACAAGAAGUUUCAUGGGAUCCUGGACCAGGGAGAGGGUGUGCUGAUUAUAUUUGACGAGCCACCAGUAGAUAAAACAUACGAAGCAGCUCUUGAAACCAUUCAGAAUAUGAGCAAAGUAGUGGAUUCACUCUACAACAAAGCUAAGAAGUUAACAUAGGAGGCGAGGCUGUGUACUUGGAGAGUGUGUGUGACGGAGAGUGGAACCUUGGGGGGGAAAAAACAAACUGCGAUGAGAUUCCUUUAUUUCCUUUUGCUUUCACUGGGAAAGUUUUUAAUAUCUCCCUCAUUGGAUGAAAUUCUCUAUUCCUUGCAUCAUCACUUUUUCUUUCAGGUUUCUGUAUAGCACCCAGCGGCCUCAGUUGGCUAUCAGGGAAUAUUGUAAAAUAAAAACAUAUACAGUGUAUAUAUAUAUAUAUAUAUAUAUAUAUAUAUAUAUAUAUAUAUAUAUAUAUAUAUAUAUAUAUAUAUAUAUAUAUAUAAACCUUUAAGAGAAUUAAAAUAGUAGGCUUACACUGCCUAAAGUGUGUCCUCCCUUUCUCAACAAGGUUUAAAGCUGUAUGUCUAUAACCCUCACCCCCGGACAAAAGCUAAGGACACUGUAGAAAGUAUUUAAGUAAAAGCUCUAUGUGUGGUUUUGAUCCUGAUAUUCUUUUUGCUUGCCACACUAACCCCUGUAAAACUGAAAUGAUCGGCUGUUCCCCAUUCUUGCUGGUAAAUUAUCCCAGUUGUACCUCUAAGCAGAAACUGAUUUGCCAAGUAUUACUAUUUCCCUUACUAGCCAUUAUGGUCUUAAAAUAAAAAAAGUAAAAUAAAGAAACCUUGGCAAGAGUCCUUUUAAUGAAAGUUAGUUUUGUAAGGUACAGUGAAGAGUCACAUGUAACAGGAAAUCUAUGGUAAAUCUACAGUGCAAUGCCCCUGCCUUUUUUUUUUUUUUUUUUUUUUUUUUUAAGGGGGUGAAUCAGGGCAGUGAUGGUUCUUCAGCAGGAAAAACUUUAUUCGCCAAGCUCUGUAUUUUUGAUGUCUUAAAAAAAGAAAAAAAGGUUUUACGUAUAUCUCUUGCCCCAUACAAGCUGCUGUCUGACCUCUAUAAGCUGGGGUUUUUUUCUCAGCUAUAAAGCAUGGGUGUGUACUCCAAAUAUAUGGUUUAAUCGAAGCCAUGUAUAUUCCUAGUUUUAUAAUUUCUGAUCUUGGGAGAGCUGAUUGUCCACUGAGUUUUGUCUAUCUCCUUUCCAGUUGGUUCCUCAAGGCUACGCCUCUCGGUAGUGGCUAGCGAGUCCACAAUACCGUUUGAUUCAUGGUCAUUGUUUUUCCAGGGAUCCUUGGUGUGUAAUAUUGGUGUGUAGUACUAACUGGGAGUACAAAUGAAAAGCCUCCACUUUGAGGCAUUUUCUGCACCUAGUUAUUCCACUUCAUAUCUGCAAGGUCAUGACAUCACACAAGGAUUUCCUAGAUUGGUGACAAAAGGUGUAACAGGAAGAAACCUGAGAAGGAUACAGGUUCAUUCAGCCACUUAAACUAAAGGGAGGUCAACCUGUGUGGAACUGCAAUUUAACCACUGAGUUUUUUAUUCAGCCAUUAUCUACCAAUAAGAGAGAAAGGGGGUCACUUUAUUGAGACAGCCUGGUCAUUUUAACAGCAACUUCCUGAUUGUUGAAUUCAACAGGGUGUACAGAAAGUCCAAAUACAGUAUUGUGGAUCAAAUUAACUACCCUUUUAAUGCGUUUUCCUUGUUUUGACCAAUAACUUUUGUUUUUUGCGCAUUGCAUUACCAGAAUAUUGUUAAUUUGUUAUUGGUUCUUUUUUAUGGGGAUAACCAAACCUGAAUUUUCUGCACAACCUGAGUGUCGUUGAGUAGAACGUUUGUGUUUGUGACCUAGUGUUUAGAGAGGGAUAGAUGUUUGAACCUGUUUCAUCAGCCCAGCCAUAGGUUUGCUGUAAGGCCUGUGUGUGUGAGAGGUGUCUUGGUGACAAUUAUGUUAAAAUUGGUUAACUUGUAACUUCCUAUUAAGCUUGCCACUAUUUUUAUUAGAGGGAAAACAACAAAAGGACAGCUAAAUUAAUAUACAGCCUCCCAAAGGAUUAAAGAUGGUUGCCACUGUUGAAAUUUUAUGAUGAGCCACCCAUGUUUGGAUUACUUAAUCUUACCUUGCGUGUUGCAUUGUUGCUGUUUUAUUAAAACCAAGAACACCUUGCAACCGAACUGGUAUGGAUACUCGAGUGAACAAGAGAUCUGUGUUCAAUCCCGAGUAAGCUCUCCUGUUUCUUCAGUGAUUCACUUCUGAAUUUCUCAAUGCUGCCUUAAUAUCCUUGAAGAACGGUCAUUCUGCAUGUACAAAUAAAGAACAGUGUUGAUUGGUUUGAAUCUUAAAUGGUAACUCCAAAUCUGUUCAGUUUCUUUCUGCUGUACAUAACUUGAAUCGCUUUCCAAGCUCUUCUUACAAAGACAGUUUUUUAUUGCGUAUAAUAUCUAUCUGUCUAUCUAUCUCUAUCUCUUAUUUUAUGUCAGUAACCUCCAAUAUAGGCUAUAGAUAAGAGGCUUUGGGUCUUAGACUUUUUACCUGGUUUUGUGUAAGAAAAGAACAGCUGACAAAUGCAUGAGCUGUCCUUGCUGUUUGACUUGGAAUUAUUAUUUUUUAAAUGUAUUUUAGUAAGUGCAUAUCAGUGAGGUUUUAUGCACCUGUUAUUCAAUGUUUGGGUAAUUUAUACAUGCCCUUUGCGAUGGAAUGUUUCAGAGUGUAAUUCAAAAGGGAAGUUGUGUUUACCAGGGGAGGGGAUUAUUUUAAGAUUCUCUAAGAAUGUAUGUAAGUUUGGCAUAGUAAGAAAUGGGGCACAGCUUAUUGUAUUGUUGGGCUCAGUUAUGCUCUGUGAUCUGUCAUUUUAAAAACACUGGAGCCAUUUAAUUCUCAAACCUGUAAAAACAAGGCCCAACCCAGAGUGGUUAUCUGUAUAUUUGGACCAAAUUCCACCUAUUAACCCAAAACAAGGGUCUUACUGCUUUUUAUGUAAUGGCUGUUUUAUAAUCUUAUUGUAAAAUGCUGGACUGACCUAUUCACCAUUCACAAAAUGGAAUCAUUGUUGUAACAGCACAUUAAAAUUGGUUCACCAUUCAGGUGGAAGAGGGUUGUGUUGAUGAGGUCUGCUGUUUGUGCGGUUGUACGAUUUCUGGAUUGAGAAUUACAUGCUUCCUCCAUCAACUGUUUUCCUGUAAGCAUCAGGGAAGAAUGUGAUUAUUGUAGCCUUUGUGCUUCUCUUCCCAAACAACAAUUGACAAUUUACUGGGUUAGGUUAGGGCGUGCUGAAAAUUCAGCUUUUCCAGUUUAGCCCCUUCCUCUUUAAAUUGUUUCUUUUAUUUCUGAGGAAUUUUAACUUGGUAUCAAUUGCCACCCGAUGGCCAUUUGUUGCGAUUGUCUGAAUUUUCUGUACACCUAAUAAAAAAAUGAGGAGCAGCAGAAAUAAAUGGGUGUCAAUAUUUGGGAGACGGUCAUAAACCAGAUGAAGCCUUUCUGCCCUGAAGGAGUUUAGAUCAGAGGGCACUUUCCAGUUUUUUUAAUUUGCCUUUUCUGUCUUCUGCAACUUGCCAGGGUUGUUUAAUCCGUAACAUGUGCACAAGCCUCUUUGGUAGAAUAUUGGAUAGCCUGUACAGAGCAGCUAGUGAACACCCACCGCAGUCUAUUGGAAUGUUUAGGCAGUGUAAGCUCAAAACCAUCAGAAUAUUGUUACCUUUAGUUUUCUUUUUUCCUUGAUACAAUGUUUCCUUUUUCCACCCUUUCUAACAGGUGUCGGUUCUGUAUGAUAUGGAAUGGCCACCUCAUACUUUUUCACUCUCCAUCUGACUUUAAUUCCACAUUUAUUUUCUCCUCUUUUGUUUUGAGAUCUUCUCCUUUCUUUCUCACCACUCCACUUCAUAUUCCCCUUGGAUAAUUUGUACUCCCACCCCUACCCCCCUCCCCAAAAAAAAUAGGAUUGCUUGUUUGUAAUUCCAUCAAUAUCAAAUGUACAAACGGUUCUUGCUAACCAACAAUUACCGCGUAUAUCUGAUGUUCAGAUGAAUUCAAUAAAACAAUUUUUUUUUCAAAAA